AAAAGGCUGUGAGGGCGGACUGCAGCUUCCUGUUGUGGCUUUGUCUCUUUUGCAAAACUUUCAGACUUUUUACACAAACUCAAAGUGUGGGGCCCAGGGUGAUGUCGUCUGCUCCGGCUCUGCUCAUCUGAAAAACACAGCUGUUUGUACCUCCUCUGGACCACCUCCUCUGGACCACCUCCUCUGGCACCACCUCCUCUGGCACCACCUCCUCUGGCACCACCUCCUCUGGCACCACCUCCUCUGGCACCACCUCCUCUGGCACCAUGUCCAUCGACCCCGCGGCCGAGCUGCCCUUCUUCUACGGCAGCAUCAGUCGCUUUGAUGCGGAGCAGCACCUGAAGUUAGCCGGGAUGAGCGACGGUCUGUUCCUCCUACGUCAGUGUCUGCGCAGUCUGGGCGGCUACGUCCUGUCUCUGGUGUGGAAUCUGAGCUUCCACCACUACCCCAUCGAGAAGCAGCUCAAUGGGACCUAUUGCAUUGUGGGAGGUAAGGCGCACUGUGGUCCUGCAGAGCUGUGUGAGUUUUACAGUAAAGAUCCAGAUGGUCUGGUGUGUACCCUGAAGAAGCCCUGCCUGCGCCCCCCCGAGACCCCCAUCAAACUGGGGGUGUUCGACAGUCUCCGUGACAACAUGCUCCGCGAGUACGUGAGGCAGACCUGGAACCUGGAGGGCGAGGAGAUGGAGCAGGCCAUUAUCAGUCAGGCCCCAAACCUGGAGAGACUCAUCGCCACCACGGCCCACGAGAGGAUGUCCUGGUACCACGGCAAGAUCACCAGACAGGAGGGAGAGAGGAGGCUGUACUCCGGAGCGCAGCCUGAUGGGAAAUUUCUAGUAAGAGACAGGGAAGAGGUCGGGACAUUUGCACUUUCGAUGAUGUAUGGGAAAACUGUGUACCACUAUCAGGUCCUGGAGGAUAAAUCUGGGAAGUACUCAAUGCCAGAGGGAACCAAGUUUGACACCAUCUGGCAGCUGGUUGAAUAUUUGAAAUUGAAACCCGAUGGCCUGGUAACUUGUUUGGGAGAGGCUUGUUCCAAUGGCAGAUCUGAUGCAAAGACCCCAAGUCUCCCGCAAACAAGGCAGAGAGCAGUUCCAAAUGGAUAUGUACCGCCCCCUACAGCUGAUGAGGUAGAUCGAGACCCCCUGCCCAUGGACGACAGCGCGUACCACAACCCCCACGAGCUCAAGAAGUUCAACAUCAAGAGGUCCAAACUGGUCCUGGACGAGGUGGAGCUGGGGUCUGGAAACUUCGGCUGCGUCAAGAAAGGAGUCUUCAAAACAGACAAGGGUCAGAUCGACGUGGCCAUCAAAGUGCUGAAGAGUGACAACGACAAAAUGGUGAAGAACGAGAUGAUGCGAGAGGCAGAGAUCAUGUACCAGCUGAGUAACCCCUACAUCGUCCGUAUGCUGGGCCUGUGCGAAGGAGAAAACCUCAUGUUAGUCAUGGAAAUGGCCGCCGCUGGACCCCUCAACAAAUACCUUCAAAAUAACAGAGACAGUGUGUCGGUAGAGAACAUAGUAAACCUUAUGCAUCAGGUGUCUGUGGGGAUGAAGUAUCUGGAGGAGAAGAACUUUGUGCACAGAGACCUCGCCGCUCGAAACGUCCUGCUGGUCAAACCUCACUACGCCAAGAUCAGCGACUUUGGCCUGUCCAAGGCUCUCAACGCAGACGAGAGCUACUACAAGUCUCGCAGUGGAGGAAAAUGGCCUCUGAAGUGGUACGCCCCUGAGUGUUUAAGCCACCGCAAGUUCUCCAGUAAAAGUGACGUGUGGAGCUUUGGCAUCACCAUGUGGGAGGCCUUUUCUUAUGGAGGAAAACCGUAUAAGAAACUGAAAAACCAGGACGUGCAGGACUUCCUUAAAAGUGGUCAGAGAUUGGAGCGUCCAGCUGUCUGUCCAGAGAAGAUGUACUCACUGAUGUUGGAGUGCUGGACCAUAGAACUUGACAAACGCCCUGACUUCAAGAAGGUGGAGGAGAGCAUGAGAUCCUUCCAUUUCUCCAUAUCGAAGCGGCCUCAGUCUGGGGAAGCUGCAGCAAAAACCAACUAGACCCAGAAGACAAGGCCCAUACUGUCCCUGAUCCACAAAGAGCCUUUUAAACAGCUAUUAACCAACUAAAACAAAGAGCUACUAUGAGAGAAGCGCAUGCACCAGAAUCUGACACAGUUCAAAUGCAUAAGCAGGACUCCACAGCACUGGACUCAAUGAGACACAGAGACUUCUGACUGUCUCAUGUCUAUGGGCAAAAGGAUCAUUAAUCACAUUAUUUAAAGUUGUUUAUUGCGUUUUAUUUUUGUGAAGAUGGAUACUGAGAAAAAAAAAUGUCAAGGAGGAAUACCAGUCUACACGUUACAAAGCCUUCAUGUCGUCAUGUAUUUAAGAAUUUGAACAUUUUUGGCUUUUUUUUUUUUUUGCAU
Molecule: messenger RNA, 2416 nt
Organism: Periophthalmus magnuspinnatus
Lineage: Eukaryota; Metazoa; Chordata; Actinopteri; Gobiiformes; Gobiidae
Product: tyrosine-protein kinase ZAP-70-like
Biological process (GO): innate immune response; cell differentiation; intracellular signal transduction
Cellular component (GO): extrinsic component of cytoplasmic side of plasma membrane; cytoplasm
Molecular function (GO): ATP binding; signaling receptor binding; non-membrane spanning protein tyrosine kinase activity
Source: RefSeq, a predicted model, not a curated record